UCCAUUUGAUUUUAGUCCCCGGCAUUCCCGUCGCCUCCAUUGUGAAUCCUCCAUUAUCCCCCUCCCUCCAGCGACCGAAUGUGCGUGGCUUCGGACGAAGUACGGCUUCUUUUGCGCAUCCUACGCGUUUUCCUCGAAGGAAAAUGGCUACCAGCUGUCACUCACCCGUACAUUUCAUCUUUUAAAAAGCAUUACAGUCCUCUAAAAUAAUUCUACAAUUCACUAAUUUCGGUUGUCUCGGUAAUGUGAUACAGUGGAAAUCGUGAAGUUAGUGAGUGUUCGGCCAGCGUUAUCGAAAAAUCAGGGAUUUAUGAAGCGGUGCCAUGAUAUCCCACUUCGGUAUCACUGUUUACAGUUUCUGGGCCCUGUGAGGCAAUUGUGCACGCAAUAAUCGUAAUUAAAUUCGGUGAUCACGUGGUUUUUUUGGGGAAUUAACAGUGUUAAUUUGAUAGUAAUUCAUUUUUGGGGAAUUUCUCGGAGUUGAGGGAAACGACUGGACAGCUGGACCUACUAGUGAAUUGUGAGAUCUCAGAAAAGAAUAUUCGUCAUGGGCUCCAGUCAACAAUUUUCACUCAGGUGGAAUAAUUAUCUCAAGCACAUUACAUGUGCUUUUGAUACACUACGCAGCGAUGAGGAUCUCGUUGAUGUCACACUCAGCUGCGAGGGCAAACGCAUCAGGGCGCAUAAGAUGCUGCUGUCGGCGUGCAGCACGUAUUUUCGUGAUUUAUUUAAAGAGAACCCAUGCCAGCACCCAGUGAUAAUUUUUAGGAACGUCAAGUUCGAUGACUUGGCCGCUUUAGUGGAUUUUAUGUAUCAGGGGGAGGUUAACGUAGUUCAAGAACAGCUGUCCAGUUUUUUGACAACUGCAGAGUUGUUAGCUGUUCAGGGAUUGACCGAUGGGACUGGAAAGGAUUCAGAAAGCAUUGCUGAGGAGGAUGUUGAAAUUCCCAACGAGCCCGAGGUUCAGCUUCAGAAUGCAUCUGGCAAGCCCAUGGUCAACAACAAAGGCAACAAAUCACCCUCCUCCCCCCUGCCAUACCACGCAGUGGAUGUAAAUCCAGACACACCGCCCACAAAACGACGAAAAUUUCGUGACACAACGUCAAACGCUGAAAAAUUAUCAGCAAGCAGUUCGAGUGCCGCAAAAGACAUUGAUGACAAAACAACAGACCACGGAAAUACCCCAGGAGCCGAUCCCAUCGAAAUUAUUCCCCUAAUGCCAAACUUGAAGUUGGAAAUGCCAGAGUACUUGGAGCAGGAUGGAAGCAGUUGCAGUUACGAGGAGCAGAGCACAGGGGAUGGAUCGAACAAAUUAGAGGACACAUUUUCAAAUGCUGAUGAUGAUCGUAAGCCUGAUAUUAGCCAAACAUUUUACACUAAUCAAUCAGGGCCUGAUGCAUCAGAUCCGAAGUCAUCGACUGAUUUGGGUCACUUACUCUCAAAGCCAAGUACAUCCGGCGAGAGAUUAGCCCAAGAUUCAGCGCAGGAUUCACGUACAGUGGUGGUCGAGCAACCGUCGCAUUCUUGCAAACUCUGUGGUAAAUCAUUUUGGAAUCGAGACUCAAUGUAUAAACACAUGAAUAUGCAUAAAGGGACAACCCAGUGUCCAGUAUGCCACAAAGUACUGAGCCGUACAACUCACAUGAAACGUCAUUUAAAGAAUCGACACGGAUGGUUGGGAUUUGGUACAACAGAUAAUAUACGUAAUUCAUCGCAAUUACCUGUCGCUGCAACAGCUAUAACUCAACAGAAUACAAAUACAGCCUGUCCGGAUAGCAAUGCAACAUUUACAACGAUAAGAAUUAGGGAGAGCAGCGUUGAGAGAAUAACGUCAAGUCCCAUUCCUUAAUGCCAAUAAUCGCAGGAAAAACAAAAUUAUGCAAUCACUCGUAAUUGCCAGUUAACUAUUGUCAACAUUAUUGAGCAUUGAUGAGAGUUCAAUGGACAUUUUAAUUCCGAUAAAAUGUUGGUAGAUUAUUAUCGUCUCACACUAGUCACUUAUACACAUUACCAAUGAUAAUUGUGUAUAUGUAUGUAUGUAUUAAGUGUACAUUAUUAUUACACCAGAUGAUUAUUGACGAUUUUUAUCGGUUGGUAACGCGUGUGAAUAAUUAUAAUAUAUCAGCAUAAAAUAUUUUAUAACCAAAGAAUCAACCAAGAAUUUAUGGGCUAUCGAAAUUUGACUAUUAUUGAUUAAAUUCAUCUAGUCAUACUUUCGGUUUAUUUCGAGUACUUAAGGUAAUGUCAGGAGGAAUGUGCAUUUUUUAUUUUAUUUCAUUGACGAGGAGAGGGGGCUAUUCAGAUAUUACGGUCGUCUACUGGGUUUUCUUCAAUUUUAGUCAAGUGGAAAAAGGAUUAAUAGACUUGAAAUAGAACAUCAACCCAAUUUCCAGAACACCACUAGAUUUUUCUGUUAAAAUUCAUCGUCACCCGCUUCAGAUUCCUUUCUCCCUAUCGUGUGACGUAAUAUUUGAAUGGCUCCGUGAAUUUUCAUAAUUUAAUUGCCAUAUUUUCAUUGCUAGUCAAUGGUUUAUUUUGGGUUAACUGCCAGUAGUGUAGGCCAUUAGUCAUUUCAUUUAAUUAUAUUUUUUAUUCAUCGAUUAUAGACAUGUGGAGAGAUCGUGGACACGGUCUAUAGGACAUUUAUGUAGGGUGAUUGUGUAUGAAACUCCAGGUGACAAUUAACCUGGUGAUUUUGGAUAAAAAAUGCAAAUUUCUAUACAGAAUCAUGUGAUGGCCAUCGCUUUUUAUAGCUCAAACAAAAUAGAGUCCCAGAGAAAAUUUUUUUACAUAAAAAAAUUAUUUCCCUCAGAUUGUUAAAUGAAAUAAAAUCUAUGUAAACGUCCUAUGGAAAAACUGUACGAUUGAACCCCACGUGUAAUUAUCAUCGAAGCCAAAUGAUCCUUCAUCUCGUCAAUAUAAUUUCUAUGUAAUUAAUCGUUAAGAGUUGAGAAAUGAACCCACCAAAUUUUCUAAUUACAAAAUCAAACAUAUAUACUCGAACUAUAGGUGUAAGUCUAGAUUUGCCAAAAAGAAAAUUGGAUAAUAUAGGAGUUUAUUUCCUAAUGAGUACGUUAUAAAAAUCUUAUAAGCAGAAUUGUGAAGUUCGUAAGGAUGUCCGAUUGACCCCUGAAAUUGUAAAAUCAAGCGCGAAAAAAUUGUUAAUCUUGUGAAAACAUAAUCAAAUAUUGACAAAUCCUUUAUGGGAUAAUUGCAGUGAGACAACGCCUAUAAGAUUUUUCCCUGCGUCGAGAAUAAAUUGUGUAAUAAUUUAUUUCACAUGGAGAUUGAUUUCCCUUUUCUUUCAAUCGAGUGGGUGCACUCCAUCAUUCAGAGAUUUAUCGAAAUUCUGCUGAUUGUUCUUUAUUUAUUUGUUUUGAUGAUUAUUUGACCAUCAGUUGUGUAUUUUGAAUCACUAGUGUGUACGUUUAUGUCAAUGAAUUAAUUAAAUAUCGACGUUCUAUUGGAUUUAAAGUUAAAAUUAACGUCGACCUCAGCCAGGCCUUCAAAUAAAUAGAAAAAAUUUUAACAAGAAAAAAGAAAUGAUAGUCUAUCUAUAAUAAAUAUAUAUGUGUACGAUAAUAUAUAUAUAUAUAUAUUAUAGCCUGAAUUAUUGCCAAACACGGAUGGUUUCGUUCUGUCACACCACAAAGUGCAAAUAUUAUUUUAUUCGCCAAAGAAAUUUAUGUGGAUAAUAAACAAAAUGAUAUUGCGCAUUCCGGGAGUCACUGGUACAUUGUUAUCAAUGAUAAUAUCGGUUUGCCAGUUCAAUUUGCUUGUCUCAUGGAGGAAGAUAACGGAGAGAUGAACCCUAAUAUAUCGUAAAUAACGUAAUCCCAUGUUUGACUUAUAGCAGAAAAAAUAUAUGUAAGUAAACAUGUGUGUGAAUAAAGUUUUGAAAAUUAUGAACAAAAAAA
This is a messenger RNA of Diachasmimorpha longicaudata, 3917 nucleotides long. Its product is annotated as protein bric-a-brac 2-like. Gene Ontology annotation, cellular component: nucleus. Gene Ontology annotation, biological process: regulation of transcription by RNA polymerase II. The transcript is spliced from 6 exons. The record is from RefSeq and is a predicted model, not a curated record. The coding region runs from base 548 to 1849 and encodes 433 amino acids. Gene Ontology annotation, molecular function: DNA binding; protein binding. Lineage: Eukaryota; Metazoa; Arthropoda; Insecta; Hymenoptera; Braconidae.